Cryptococcus deneoformans JEC21 is the source of this 1184-nucleotide messenger RNA. RefSeq lists its product as hypothetical. Gene Ontology annotation, biological process: protein import into mitochondrial matrix. The record is from RefSeq and is a predicted model, not a curated record. The transcript is spliced from 4 exons. Bases 196 to 699 code for a protein of 167 amino acids. Gene Ontology annotation, cellular component: TIM23 mitochondrial import inner membrane translocase complex. Lineage: Eukaryota; Fungi; Basidiomycota; Tremellomycetes; Tremellales; Cryptococcaceae.
UCCAUAUUCAGCCAUUCAACUCUACAAAACCUAUAUAGAAAAUCUGACCUACACUCCAUCAAGUGGCCGGCAACUUCCAGAAGUCAGGGAUAAUCGACGAUACGAACGGAAAGGAGAAUUCUUAAAAAGCAACUCGACAUCCUCAUCGCGUAUACGAUCUUUAGAGAAGGUUCUUCUAACCCUAUAUAUCUCAAAAUGUCUGCUCCUAAAGUUAUUGCCGAAUUGGUCGUCACCGGUAUCAAAGUGUUGGGAAAGGCUACUGCCGCUGCUGGACAACAAGCUAUUCGAAACUUCAAGGUCAAGCCUGAAGGUGCUCCCGAUUCCUCCCCCGUUGGCGCCGGUUCCUCCAAAAAUUCCAUCACCAGUCAAAUGCAAAUGAGUUUGGACGAGGCAAGGUUAAUCUUGAAUGUGAAGAAGGAUGAUCCAAUGGAGGUCAUACAAAAGCACUACGACUACAUAUUUGCUGCCAACUCCCCUCCUCCUCCAUCCGCCGAAUCCAUUCCUCCCGUUAAGGGCGGUGCCACCGGAAAGCGAAGUAAAGUGCCUACGCAUUCUCAUUACCUUCAAUCAAAGGUGUUCCGAGCGCUCGAGAGAAUAAAGGCGGAGAAGGAAGCAGAGCUGAGCAAAACGGAGAGUGCGGCGGAAGGGGCAGAGAAUGCAACGGGGGGGUCAGCGCCAGGGGCUGGGGAGAGCAGAUAGAGGCAGUUUAUGAGGAAUGUUUUUGGGCUGGUGUGUAUGGAUCCACUUCUCUUGAGCGAAAUCCAAAUUUUUAUUUCGUAACGACCGUGAUGACACGAUACCUGCUGAUCUAGGAUGAGUGUAGUUAGCUCAUAAUCCUUGAAAAUCCGUUCAGCGUUUAGUGAAGUUUUGUUUUGCAAGAUUGACAUACAACGCUACUUGCUACAACAAAACAGUUGUCGAUUGGGUAUUAGGUGGAAAAUGGGAAGCCAUCAAGGUUCUUCAGUGUCGGAGAUUGAGCUAAUGGGGGGAGUGAUUCGUGUGGUGAUAACAGACCACGGUGAUGGUUUUAAACAGCCUGAGACAACACCUGACCUAACGAGUCGAGCUGGACGGGAUUGGGGACCGACAAGGUCGAAGACCCUAAUUACGAUGCUCGACACGAACGGUUCAGUUGCUUUUUGACAGUAUGUGCCAUGUAUCCAUGCUAGGAACCCAAAUACAAU